AUGUACGAAAUUUUUGAUCAUGUGGCUAAUAACUCUUUGCUAAUCGAGCCGAGUCUCAUCUCGUUUGGUCCGGUGACCUCCGUCGGUUUCGACUUUACGCCUCUUUUUGAAGAUACCAUCCUCUCUUUGCUGCCAUCGACUUUGCUUUUACUAUGUAUUCCACAUCGCCUGGUAGCCCUUUAUGGCCAGCGAGCCAAGGUGGCCUCUGGGGGCUUCUUGCACGAAAGCAAAUUGAUUUUUUUAGCCAUGUUUGCCCUGCUCCAGCUAGUGCUGCUGAUUGUCCACAUUCUCAACUCAUCUCUGCGCACCACUGCUACGAUUGCCGCAUCGGUAUUGUCCUUCGUGGCCAGUUUAGGGCUGUGUGUGCUUUCACACUUUGAGCAUUCUCGUUCUAUUCGCCCAUCGCCCAUCAUCAAUGGGUACAUCCUUAUCACAUUAAUCUUUGACGUGGCUCGUGUGCGAUCGAUGUUUCUUGAUUUGAACAGUAAGUUCGUCGCUGGGAUUUUCUCUGGAAUGAUUGGCGUCAAGGUGAUGGUCCUGCUUGCCGAGGCGGUCGAAAAGCGCAAUAUUCUCCUAGAGCCAUAUCGGGGUUUAUCACCAGAGGAAACAAGUGGCAUAUACAGCAAAUCGUUCUUCUUCUGGUUGAAUCAGCUCAUGACAUCUGGGUUCCAGCGCGUUAUCAAAAGUCAAGAUCUUUACCCGAUUGAUAGCGAUAUGUCUUCCCAUAAUAAGAAGAGGGCUCUUUUUUGGGCUGUGAUGCGCGCGAACAAGAAGCAGCUCGUUUACUGUAUCAUCCCCCGUCUCUUCCAGAUCGGCUUCAAGUACACACAGCCUUUCCUUCUGACACGAACAAUCGCGUUUGCGAACGACGCAUCUCAGCCAGACAACAUUGGCUGGGGCCUCACGGGCGCUUUCUUCGUCGUGCUUCUUGGUGUUGCGAUUUCAAAUGGCAUCACCUACCAUAUGACUUAUCGCCUUGUGACUAGUGCUCGUGGCAAUUUGAUCAGCAUCAUUUACGCCAAAACGGUUGACCUCAGCAUCACGGCGCUCGACGAGUCAGCUGCAGUGACUCUGAUGUCCAGUGAUGUGCAGUCCAUCUGUAACGGCUUCGCAUUGAUGAAUGAACUGUGGGGAGUGCCCAUCGAGCUAGCCGUCUGUCUCUAUCUAUUGACUCGCCAGCUUGGUCUUGCAAUACUCGCACCAGCCAUCUUGUCACUCGUGUCUAUUGUUGCUAUCUUUUCUAUGGCAAAGCUCAUGGGAAGGGCUUAA
Molecule: messenger RNA, 1269 nt
Organism: Penicillium taxi
Lineage: Eukaryota; Fungi; Ascomycota; Eurotiomycetes; Eurotiales; Aspergillaceae
Product: ABC transporter integral membrane type 1
Exons: 2
Coding region: 1-1269 (422 amino acids)
Biological process (GO): transmembrane transport
Cellular component (GO): membrane
Molecular function (GO): ABC-type transporter activity; ATP binding
Source: RefSeq, a predicted model, not a curated record